GUCACGUCCGCGCGACAGAGGGUCACAGAAGAGUGGCUGUUUGAGGGUUGGUUUCGCUCUGCAGUUUCAGCUUCUUCAGCUCAGUUUUCCAAUAUUCUUCUUUUCAUUAAAAACAAACAUGUCGACCGCUAUGAAUUUCAGCUCCAAGAGUUUUAAACCUCGGGCUCCCGAUAAAGGCUCUUUCCCCCUGGAUCAUUUCGGAGAGUGUAAAGCCUUCAAGGAGAAGUUCAUGCAGUGCCUGAGGGAAAACAGCUUUGACAACUCCAAGUGCCGGCUACAGUCCAAGGACUACCUGGAAUGCAGGAUGGAUCAUCAACUCAUGGCCAGGGAGCCUCUGCAGAAACUGGGAUUCAAGGACUUGAUGGAUCCUCCUCCCAGCCAAGAGGAAUCCAAACCGUGAUGUGGUGCAGUUUGUGAAGUGAACAGCCAGGAGCCUCUGUGGACGUCGAACAUCCAGCUUUAUGUUGUGAAUUAGAUGACAGCUGCCCUCCAGGAGCAUGUAUAUGGAAGAGGCUGCAGUGGGUGUGAAAGGCAUUCAAGGACUGAGUCUGCAGGACCUGCAGGAGGAUGGCCGUGUGUGACAUGUGACCUCAGUUCGAGGCUGCAGAUUGUCAAGUGAGAUGCUGCAUAAACAAAAUGCUUCAUCUAAAGACUUGGUGUUUUGUUUUCAAAAUAAAGUUGUUUUUUUAACUA
Molecule: messenger RNA, 693 nt
Organism: Fundulus heteroclitus (mummichog)
Lineage: Eukaryota; Metazoa; Chordata; Actinopteri; Cyprinodontiformes; Fundulidae
Gene: cox19
Product: cytochrome c oxidase assembly protein COX19
Exons: 3
Coding region: 119-400 (93 amino acids)
Biological process (GO): mitochondrial respiratory chain complex IV assembly
Cellular component (GO): mitochondrial intermembrane space
Source: RefSeq, a predicted model, not a curated record